Camelina sativa (false flax) is the source of this 1980-nucleotide messenger RNA. The record is from RefSeq and is a predicted model, not a curated record. NCBI's taxonomy places the organism in Eukaryota, Viridiplantae, Streptophyta, Magnoliopsida, Brassicales, Brassicaceae.
AUGUAUAGAAGGUUAGAUGAAGAGCGAGGAGGUGUAUCAAAUGAAUUCGUAGAUGGGAUACAUGCAUUUUUAUCUUUUGCUCGUAAUCAACCAUCUUAUCGACAACGAGGGAAUUUAUUAUGUCCGUGUUCCAAGUGUAAAAACCAAAAGCGUCGCCACACCGAUAUCGUUGAGAAGCACAUAUACUUGAAGGGAUUUACAGAGAAUUAUUAUGUUUGGACGCAUCAUGGAGAAAGUUGCGAAGCAUCAACAAGUCAUUGCCCAGUUGAACAAGAAACUUGGAGUGAUCACCAGAAUAGUCCAGUGGCUGUUGAUCAUUCUUAUGAUCCAAAUGAAGAUGUUCACAUGUUAUUUGACGAUGCAACAAUUCAAGAAAAUAUGGUGGAGCCAAAUUUUGAAGAGAGAUACCAUGAUAGCGGCUUUCAUGCGUUUGAAGCAGUGAAUCAACCCCUUUACGAAGGGUGUCAUGAUGGAAUUUCUCCAUUGUAUCUCGCCUCAAAAAUACUGAAUUGGAAGACCACUUACAAUCUAGCUGAGGCAUGCUUGGAUGAAAUAUCUGAAACAUUUAAAACAGUCCUUCCGUCACCCAAUAAAGCUCCUGAGUCAUACUACGAGACAAAGAAGUUGAGUCGAUCACUUGGAUUGCCUUGUCAUAAGAUUGACGUGUGCGAAGAUAAUUGUAUGCUUUUUUGGAAGGGAGGAGAUAAAGAGUUAUUGCAAUGUCGGUUCUGCAAAAAAGAUCGGUUUCUUCCGUAUAGUGGAAAAGGUAAAAGAAUACCCAAGCAGAGGAUGUUUUAUUUGCCUAUUGGAGAUCGGUUGAAGCGAUUGUACCAAUCAGAGACAACAUCAUCACAUAUGAGAUGGCACGCAGAACAUGUAUCCCCGGAAGGAGAGAUGCAUCACCCCUCUGAUGGAAAAGCAUGGAAGCAUUUUCAGAAGGUAUAUCCACAAUUUGCUUAUGAGAGUCGUAAUGUUUAUCUAGGCUUAUCAACAGAUGGAUUUAAUCCAAUUGGUAUGAACGGUCAGGCACACUCGGUUUGGCCAGUUAUAUUAACACCAUACAAUUUACCUCCCGGGAUGUGUAUGAAAAUGGAAUAUUUUUUUCUAGCGAUAUUAGUUCCAGGGCCGAAACAUCCGAAGAAGAGCCUAGAUGUCUUUUUGCAGCCAUUAAUUGAAGAACUACAGUUUUUGUGGAGCGACGGUGUGGAUGCUUACGAUGUGUCAAGAAAUCAAAAUUUCAAGAUGCGUGUUGCAUUGAUGUGGACAAUUAGUGAUUUUCCCGCAUACGGUAUGCUCUCGGGUUGGACUACACAUGGUAGAUUGGCUUGUCCGUAUUGUCUAGAAGAAACAAAGUCAUUUUGGUUGCCAAAUGGAAGAAAACACAGUUGGUUUGAUUGUCAUAGAGUAUUCUUGCCUAAAGAUCAUCCUUACCGGCGGAAUUUAAGAGCAUUUCGAAAGGGAAAAUCAAUGCACGAUGAUCCUCCAACAUGGUUAUCUGGGGAGGAAAUUCUUUAUGAGAGGAUAAGAAGCAUUGAAGGGGUGUUCAGAACUGUCGAUUGUGGAGGAAAAGGUCAUGAUAACCCUGCUCGUACUAUCACAGGAUAUGGUGAUUAUCAUAACUGGGUGAAGCAAAGUAUAUUCUGGGAUUUGCCGUAUUGGGCAGACCUACUUCUUCGACAUAAUCUCGAUUUCAUGCACAUCGAAAAAAAAUUCUUCGACAAUCUCAUUAAGACAUUGCUGAAUGUUCCAGGGAAGACAAAAGAUAACGUUAAAUCUAGGAUGGAUCUUCCUUCUAUUUGCCGAAGACCGGAUUUAGAGGUUACUCCUGAUGGAAAAGCACCUGUUCCAAAAUUCAGAUUAUCAAAGGAUGGCCUUAAAAGUCAUGAUUGUCAUGUGAUCAUGCAACGACUUCUGCCUAUUGCAUUUUUAGAGCUACUGCCCGAAGCUAUCCACACAGCUAUUUCAGAUGUUGAGGACUGA